AUGCCUGCCCUUUUUUCCUGGCUCCGACGCAUCUACUCGCUCGACACCCUCGACACUCGUUUCACCUCGACCGCCACCACCCCGGCCAACGCAGCCGCUGACACGCGACCUCCCUCCACGAAAGAUGCUCGCGCCAAUGCCAUCGCCCAGAGCGCUUCUGCUCCGCUCUGGCGGACGCCUGAGUUCUUCGUUUAUUACCUAUUCUUCAUUACGCUCGUUCCGUUGAUGUUCAAGACCGUUGUGGAUGCCUCGAAAGACACCCACCCUAUCUAUCCUAAAUACUCCCAUCUCCUGUCACCGGGAUGGAUCCCCGGCCGCCUGGUUGACAACUCCGAUGCUCAAUACGCCAGCUUCCGCGACAAUAUCCCCUAUCUUUUAUUGCUCCUGAUUGCCCAUCCAAUCGUUCGCCGAAUUUACCAAUCCUUCACGGGUCGUUCAAGCACCGAAACCAGGCCCGCCCACCCCGCGGCGGCGGCAGCCGGUGAUGCGCAGUUGGAGCAACGAAUGCGCUUUGACUUUGCGUUUGGUCUGAUCUUUGUCACGGUGCUUCAUGGCAUUUCAGCUAUCAAGGUCUUGUUGAUCUUGUUCAUCAACUACAAAAUUGGCAAGAACCUUUCCCGGUCUUAUGUGCCGGCAGUGACGUGGAUCUUCAAUAUCUGCACCUUGUUCGCCAACGAACUAUGUGGAGGAUACCAAUUCGAAGUGAUUGCAACCAUGCUAGCUCCUGGAUCCGGCUCACCAGGGGAGACGCGCAGCUUGCUUGUUGAAUGGGCGAAGACCCUCGAUAACUUCGGAGGAAUCAUGCCUCGGUGGGAGGUUCUCUUCAAGGUGACCGUUUUGCGCUUGAUUAGUUUCAAUCUGGACCACUGUUGGGGCCAGGAUUAUCCUGCAGGAAGCGCCAUUGAAAAGAAACAACUCGACCCCGCGGCCCUGUCUGACCGAGACCGUGUGAAGAUCCCAGCCGAACCCUCUGCAUUCAGCAUGCGUAACUAUAUUGCCUACGUGCUUUAUUCGCCAUUAUACCUAGCUGGCCCGAUCUUGACCUUCAACGAUUAUGUGUCACAGCAACGCUACAAAGCACCGUCGUUGACGAGUACUCGCACUAUUCUCUAUGGAAUCCGGUUCCUCCUCACGCUGCUCUGCAUGGAACUCAUCCUCCACUACAUCUACGCAGUAGCCAUCUCCAAGGCCUCACCCGAUUGGUCUCUAUUCACACCAGGUCAACUCAGUAUGCUAGCCUUUUUCAACCUCCACAUCAUAUGGCUGAAGCUGCUCAUUCCCUGGCGCUUCUUCCGCCUAUGGGCUCUCAUUGACGGAAUUGAUCCGCCGGAGAACAUGGUCCGCUGCAUGUCCAACAACUAUUCUGCCUUCGCCUUCUGGCGUGGAUGGCACCGCUCUUACAACCGUUGGGUCGUCCGAUACAUCUACAUCCCCCUCGGCGGAGGUGGUGGUGGACAGCGUCCCGCUGGAUCAAAACCCUCUUCAUCACCUGCACAGUCGGGCUUGAUGGCCAAGUUCCUACAAAUCCGCAACUUCUUGUUGGUAUUCACUUUCGUUGCUCUUUGGCAUGAUAUCAACCUGCGUCUGUUGAUGUGGAGCUGGCUCAUCACCCUGUUCGUCUUGCCCGAAGUCCUGGGUGGCAUGCUGUUCCCUCCUAGGCGCUGGCGCUCGCGUCCUACCGCGUACCGAGUGCUGAGUGGUAUUGGAUCGGUUGGUAACGUGCUCAUGAUGAUGAUUGCUAACCUGGUCGGUUUUGCACUUGGUCUGGAUGGGUUGCAAAAUUUGCUUACUAGUCUGACGGGGUCGUACUCAGGGGUUGCAUAUAUGAUCUCCUGCUGCGUGGUGCUAUUCGUCGGAGUACAGGUCAUGUUUGAGAUUCGCGAGGACGAGCUGCGUGCGGGUAUCAACCUGAAGUGUUGA
Molecule: messenger RNA, 1920 nt
Organism: Penicillium daleae
Lineage: Eukaryota; Fungi; Ascomycota; Eurotiomycetes; Eurotiales; Aspergillaceae
Product: putative glycerol:H+ symporter (Gup1)
Exons: 4
Coding region: 1-1920 (639 amino acids)
Biological process (GO): GPI anchor biosynthetic process
Cellular component (GO): endoplasmic reticulum
Source: RefSeq, a predicted model, not a curated record